AUUUGAUGUAGAUGUCAUUUUGGUGUAAAAAGAUUUCAAAUCGCAGAAUUGGAACCAGAAGAAAAAAUUGAGAAGAAGUACCACAAAUAUAAUUAAUGUGUGAAAGUCAAUGAAUACAGCUCUAUAGAUAUACUCAUUCCUUCUACACAUCAUGGGUUCAUCAGCUUCAAAGUCUUCCUCGAGGAAGUUAACCAAAGUACUAUCUGAUACACAAUCUCAGAUCGUACCUAAAAUUAAUAGAACUACUAAUAUAAAUCAAUUACCUCCAAUAAAGUUACAACAAGAGUUUGAACAACAACAACAACAACAACAACAGCAACAGCAACAAGAGCAAGAUAACGUUGAUCAAAGUUUCCAAAGUUCAAAUAAACCAUCUAAUGUAAAGUUUGAUGCUAAGCUGUUAACUUCAAAAUUAAAUAAAAAGCAUCAACAAUCUCAACAACUUUUUCAACCUGGUAAAGAUGGUCAAGAUCCUCAUUUCACAGGAACAUCAACUUACGAUACCAAUUCUACCUCCAUUAAAGAUCAAAGUUUCAUAGAUUCAAUCACAAGAUUAGGUAAACAGAUACAUUCUACGUCGAUGACUUCACCAGUUAAUAUUAAAGAAUCAAUGGCAUUAAAACAAUUAAAACAUAGAAAAGAAAUAUUCAAUCAAGGAGAACAAGAAUUAUUACUAUCGAAGGAUCCUAAUUCCUUAACUGAUAAAGAAAAACUUUCCAUAAGUGAUAGGUCCAAUAAAGAGAUCAUCCGUACGAUGGUUCAUCCUCGUACUCUUGUUGAAAUCGUGAAUGAUUUACAUGAUCCUCGUGUUGUAUCUAAAGGUUCAAUCGCUUUGGAUUAUCAAUUACAUCCUAAUUUUGUCAAUGAAUUAGGAAUGAGAUUUAAAGUGGCGAAGAAUAUGGUGGUUAUGGACGAAGCACUUAAAGAUGGUGAAAUUGGUCAUAAGGCAAGUCCAGUAAUCAGACAGAAAGUUAAUCCAGAUCAAGAAAAGAUAAUGCCACAGAAGAAAGAUAAUAGUAUUAAUAGUCAAGAUGAAAAUGAAUUUCAUACCGAAGAAACUAUGGAUAAUCUCAGACUUAAGAAAUUGAAGGAUAGAAUUAGUUUAGAUGAUUAAGAAGAAAAGUUUUGCAAAUGAUUAAUGGUAAAUAGAUAGGUUUGUACAUAGUUUUUUAAUAUCCCCAUCAAAUAUUUAUUUUUGAUAGUUUGUCGUCACCUCUAUUACAGAUAUUCAAGUAGUUACGCUGUGUAAGACAAAAAGGUCUU
Scheffersomyces coipomensis is the source of this 1263-nucleotide messenger RNA. RefSeq lists its product as uncharacterized. The transcript has a single exon. The record is from RefSeq and is a predicted model, not a curated record. The coding region runs from base 152 to 1114 and encodes 320 amino acids. Lineage: Eukaryota; Fungi; Ascomycota; Pichiomycetes; Serinales; Debaryomycetaceae.